AUGGCUAAGGUCUCGCCCCUUGCACAAGUCAGCUCCCCCAAGGCCUGGGUGCUCUGCCUGUCAGGGGCACACCCAGGGCCACCCGAGACGCCUGGUACCAGCCAGCCCGUCCACGCGAGGAGCCAGCCCAGCUCAAACCUGUUUCCUUGUCUGCCUUCUGGGCGUCUCCUGCGCUGCCGGCGGGUCUGUGCUAUUCUUGUCGGUGGCCCACCCUCCUGCCAAGUCAGGAAUAGGCACACGGAGGCUGGUGGAGGGUUUGCUGUUCUUCACCACCCGUCUUGGUGCCGGCUGAGCUGCCUCCUGGCAAAGCUUGGGAGAAGUGAAGCCUGCAUCUCCCACCUGUGGCCUCUCCUCCGCACUCACCUGCCCACCCCACAUUCCCACACCCCGGGCGCGCCCUCAAGACCCCAGUAG
This is a messenger RNA of Rangifer tarandus platyrhynchus (Svalbard reindeer), 414 nucleotides long. Lineage: Eukaryota; Metazoa; Chordata; Mammalia; Artiodactyla; Cervidae. The record is from the annotation of a GenBank genome assembly.